AUGGCUCCGAAGAAGAAAGCUGUUCCUGUGCCCGCGCCGCUCACUCCUCCACCACCGGCAUCUGCAGCGGGGAUGUCAGAAUCGCAGAAUUCGGUGUCGCCGAAUAGGAGAGGACGCAAGCCUGGAGAGAGGAGAAGGAAACGCAAUGCUGAGACGUAUAAUACAUAUAUUUUUCGAGUGCUGAAACAAGUUCAUCCUAAUAUGGGCAUUUCUAAGAAGUCGAUGAUGAUUAUGAAUUCAUUUGUGAAUGAUACGUUUGAAAAGAUUGUUUCGGAGGCGGCGAAGUUGUGUAAAUAUUCAACUAAAGGGACGCUCUCGAGCAGAGAAAUUCAGACCGCUAUUCGUUUGGUCCUCCCAGGAGAGCUGGCAAAGCAUGCCGUGAGCGAAGGCACGAAGUCUGUGACGAAAUAUACUAGCGCAAAUGCAUGA
This is a messenger RNA of Perkinsus marinus ATCC 50983, 429 nucleotides long. RefSeq names its product histone 2B variant 2, putative. Gene Ontology annotation, biological process: nucleosome assembly. Gene Ontology annotation, molecular function: DNA binding; structural constituent of chromatin; protein heterodimerization activity. The transcript has 5 exons. The record is from RefSeq and is a predicted model, not a curated record. Bases 1 to 429 code for a protein of 142 amino acids. Lineage: Eukaryota; Perkinsozoa; Perkinsida; Perkinsidae. Gene Ontology annotation, cellular component: nucleosome.